Acanthocheilonema viteae is the source of this 474-nucleotide messenger RNA. Lineage: Eukaryota; Metazoa; Nematoda; Chromadorea; Rhabditida; Onchocercidae. The record is from the annotation of a GenBank genome assembly.
AUGAUCCCCCCUUCAAGUGCCAAACGAAAUUGCAUUGAAUCGGAAUUACCAAACACCAAUCAACGAUACGGCAACCGAACAUUCUCGACAUUUACGCCAGCGGAACAAGAAGAACUUCGGCGUAAGGCUUCGAAGAUUUACGAAGGUGCCACAUUUCAAAGCUUUGAUGAAUUCGAAGAAUAUUUGGAAGCCUACAAAAUUGUAUGGAAUUAUCCGUACAGGAGAGCCAGUUCUGAACAUCUCCGAGAUGGCGAAGGACGUAUAAUUAACCGUUUCAAAUAUAAAUAUGUAGUGUUUCACUGCGCUCACUAUGGGCUUCCACGAGGCGGUAAACGUCCAAAUCAGAGUUACCUUCCAUUAGGUUGCCAAGCGAGAUUUCGUUUAAAUUCUGACACAACCAAUGGCUGUCUUCGGAUUUCGUCUUUCCACAAAGAACAUAAAAAUCACGACAGCACUGAAGAAGACUAUUUGCGC